Messenger RNA from Protobothrops mucrosquamatus (brown spotted pit viper), 2185 nucleotides. RefSeq names its product pre-mRNA-processing factor 19. The record is from RefSeq and is a predicted model, not a curated record. Lineage: Eukaryota; Metazoa; Chordata; Lepidosauria; Squamata; Viperidae. Gene Ontology annotation, cellular component: Prp19 complex; U2-type catalytic step 1 spliceosome; cytoplasm. Gene Ontology annotation, biological process: DNA repair; mRNA splicing, via spliceosome; protein ubiquitination. The coding region runs from base 45 to 1280 and encodes 411 amino acids. Gene Ontology annotation, molecular function: ubiquitin protein ligase activity; protein binding. The transcript has 13 exons.
AUUGUAAUAUUGCAACGUCCACGGGGGGGAUUGUACUGCGCGCCAUGUCUCUCAUAUGCUCCAUUUCUAAUGAGGUACCAGAGCAUCCCUGUCUGUCCCCAGUCUCAAAUCAUGUUUAUGAGCGAAGACUGAUUGAAAAGUAUAUUGCAGAGAAUGGGACUGAUCCAGUAAACAAUCAGCCACUGUCUGAGGAACAGCUGCUAGAUAUUAAAGUUGCCCACCCAAUUCGGCCUAAGCCUCCUUCUGCUACCAGUAUUCCAGCUAUCCUGAAGGCCUUACAAGAUGAAUGGCUUCAAGACAAAGCCACAGUGCUGACCACAGAGCGGAAGAAGAGAGGGAAGACUGUGCCAGAGGAGCUGGUGAAACCAGAAGAACUUAAUAGAUACCGGCAGGUGGCUUCACACGUGGGAUUGCACAGUGCCAGUAUCCCUGGCAUCCUUGCUCUUGACCUGUGUCCUUCUGAUACCAACAAGAUCCUAACAGGUGGUGCUGAUAAAAAUGUUGUUGUCUUUGACAAGAGCUCAGAACAGAUCCUGGCCACCCUGAAAGGUCACACGAAGAAGGUCACCAGCGUCGUGUUCCACCCAUCCCAGGAACUGGUGUUCUCAGCAUCUCCAGAUGCCACUAUCCGUAUUUGGUCAGUCUCUGGCGCUUCCUGUGUGCAGGUUGUACGAGCCCAUGAAAGUGCUGUCACAGGGCUUAGUCUCCAUGCAACUGGCGAUUAUCUUCUGAGCUCUUCUGAUGACCAGUAUUGGGCUUUCUCUGACAUCCAGACUGGCCGUGUUCUCACCAAGGUCACCGAUGAAACCUCUGGCUGUGCUCUCACCUGUGCUCAGUUCCACCCUGACGGGCUUAUUUUUGGGACAGGAACAAUGGACUCCCAGAUUAAGAUCUGGGACCUAAAGGAGCGGACUAAUGUCGCAAACUUCCCUGGACACUCUGGUCCCAUUACUAGCAUCGCCUUCUCCGAGAACGGCUACUACUUGGCCACUGCUGCUGAUGACUCCUCAGUCAAACUCUGGGAUCUCCGCAAGCUGAAGAAUUUCAAGACGCUGCAGCUGGAUAAUAACUUUGAGGUGAAGUCUCUCAUCUUUGAUCAGAGUGGUACCUAUCUGGCCCUGGGUGGUACUGAUGUCCAAGUGUUCAUCUGUAAGCAAUGGACAGAAGUUCUUCAUUUCACAGAGCAUAGUGGGCUGACAACAGGAGUAGCCUUCGGACACCAUGCUAAGUUCCUCGCGUCCACAGGCAUGGACAGAAGCCUGAAAUUCUACAGCCUGUAGCUUCUGUUUCUAGGAUGCAAAGCAUCUGGAUCCUAUUCUUUGCUGUAAUGAAAAACUAUGGGAUAAGCAUGGGGUUUUGGACUGAUGGAACAUCAUGUACAUUAUAGCUGCUGAUGUCAGUUUUCUGUAGCAUGGAAAAUUGCCCACAGUUUUAAAUAUAUUUGUUUUCCUCUGUGUUCGUUUUUCAUGUAGAUCUGUAACAAUAACAAUACUUAGUCAAAACCCAUGCACUGCUGACUCUCUAGUAGGGAUAGUGGCAGAGAUGAGGAUGGAGAAAGGGUUGGGGAGACGUGCAGUUUUUUGUAUGCUGCUCUCUAGUUUCAUUAAAAAACAAUAUUCAACUGUAACAAUGUGCUUUUGGGUGGUAUCUUACAUUUCAAACAUUUGUAUAUUGAACUACAUUUUGCCAACACACACAAAUGUUUAUACAUAACAGCUUUUGAAUUUCUCACAGCAUGAGAAGGUAUCACAGUUCAGCAAUUUUGAUGAUGAAUUCCUUAAAGAUAGUAUUCAAUUUAUAGGCACAUUCUGAAGGCAGUAGAUUCUCGUAACCAUUCAUUAAAAUGGAAUGUUUGAAAUACAGCCUCAAAUAGGGAGCAUACAUACUACUUUGAGAUAUGAAAUCUGGUACUUGUUUUAUUACAAUAGACAAUAGUAUGCUAUGUGGACCAGGACCUGAUUUGCAUAAAGCGCCUUUCUGUAUCUAGAUAUCAGUGUGGUUUUGAGCAGUUCUUUUCUCUGGGCCUCUUAUUUCCAAAUACCUUCAUUUCCGUUUCAUUUCAUUGUUUCCUAAAUAUAUAAACGUGUACAUUUUAUUCUAUAUAAACAUUGUUUUAAGCAUCACUUGGUUAUACUGGGAUAAAACAGACCACAAAGUUUAUCAUUUUAGGUGAAUUCAUCUGGCC